GUGCGUUUGUUUUCAUGAUCUCAUCCAUAUCAAAGCGUUAAAAUGGUGCGAAAACUAAAAUUUCACGAGCAGAAAUUGCUCAAGAAAGUAGAUUUUAUAUCAUGGAAAGUGGACAAUAACUUGAACGAGGUGAAAGUGAUGAAGAAAUACUAUGUUCAGAAGCGAGAAGAUUACACAAAGUAUAACAAGCUUUCUCGAGAAAUCCGUGAGAUAGCGAACAAAAUCAAAGACCUAGACGCAACGGCAGAGUUUCGCACGGAGGCGAGCGCACAGUUACUGGAGAAGCUGUACCAGAUGGGGCUGAUCCCGACGCGCUGGGACCUGGCGCUGGCCACCAACGUGUCCGCCAGCUCCUUCUGCCGGCGGCGGCUGCCCGUCGUCAUGUGUAGAAAUAAAAUGUCAGAGAACCUGAAAGAGGCCACCAAGCUGAUUGAGCAGGGGCAUGUGCGUGUAGGCCCAGAGGUGGUGAAGGACCCCGCGUUCCUGGUCAACCGGUCACUGGAGGACUUCGUCACGUGGGUGGACGGCUCCGCCAUCAAGCGGCAUGUUAUGGAGUAUAAUGAUAUGCGGGAUGAUUUUGAUCUUCUUUGAGGAUACUACAAGCGAGGACAAGAUAUUCUUAGGUUAUAAUUAAUCAUUACCAAUUUAGUUUUUAGAUACUGUAACAUUAUAUA
Cydia amplana is the source of this 674-nucleotide messenger RNA. RefSeq names its product U3 small nucleolar ribonucleoprotein protein IMP3. The record is from RefSeq and is a predicted model, not a curated record. Gene Ontology annotation, biological process: rRNA processing; ribosomal small subunit biogenesis. The transcript has 4 exons. Lineage: Eukaryota; Metazoa; Arthropoda; Insecta; Lepidoptera; Tortricidae. Gene Ontology annotation, molecular function: snoRNA binding; rRNA binding; structural constituent of ribosome. The coding region runs from base 43 to 591 and encodes 182 amino acids. Gene Ontology annotation, cellular component: small ribosomal subunit; small-subunit processome; Mpp10 complex.